This is a messenger RNA of Blepharisma stoltei, 1561 nucleotides long. The record is from the annotation of a GenBank genome assembly. Lineage: Eukaryota; Ciliophora; Heterotrichea; Heterotrichida; Blepharismidae.
AUGCCGAAGCGAAAAAGGCUAAAAAAUUAUAUGGAAGUCCUUCUAAACUCAAUUGGAUCAAAAGACUAUGAAGACUUUGCAGCGUGGAGUGUUAUAAAAAGAGUUAAGAAAAAUAUUAUAGCAAGUCUUGGUGGAAAUUUUGUGAAAAUUGUGAAAAAUAAAGAAAAUAAAGGAAACGGAAAAGAAAAAAAGAAAGGAGUCAUUGAAUUGGAGCCCGUUAUUUGUGAUGUAGAAAGCGAAGAAGAAAUUAAUGAAAAAAGUGAUGAUGAUUUUUUUGAAGAGAUCAAACAUGAGAUUAAAGAAAAAAAGAAAGAAAAAGCAAAAUCAAUGAUAGAAAGCAAGCCUAGAGAAAAGAAAAAAGUUGUUUUUACUUCAGAAAACGAAAAAUAUCAAUAUGCAGCUGAUUUUGCCAAAAAAUUGUUAAAAGAAAGAGCUAAAAAGUUGAAGGAAAAAGAAGAGCAGAAACUUAAAGAAAUAAAAGAAGAAGAAAAAGAAUAUGAGGAGUCCUUAUGGCAACAGCAGCUCGAGAUGGAUAGGAUUAAUCUUGCUAAAAGAAAGCGAGUUGACGAACUAGUGGUUAAAAGAGAGCAAAGAAAAUUGAAUUUAUUUAAAGCAAAAACCGAGAUGAAAAGCCUUUCCAAAGAAAAGCCGCUAUAUAAAAAAAUAGAAGACGAAUACGAAGAAAAAGUAGUUAGACCUGAAAUGGAAAGAAGAAAAACGGUUUUAAUCAAAAAACGAGAAAUCUAUUCACCAGUAAGGCACGAAGAAAUAGAAAAUCAUAUAGAAAAAUACCAAAAAUAUAUUGAUGAAAAAUCAAAAAUAAAAUCCCAAAGCGCAAGCAGGGGAGAAAGCCCUACAACAUAUUCGAGCAAAUUUAUGAGUGAUGUGAUUGAAAACGAUAGAAAAGAACGUGAAAAGCAAGAAUAUAUGUCAUUAGAAAAAAAAUUGCUUGCGAAUAAAAGAAUUGAGUACGGGAAAAUCGUGAUUGAGCAUUUUCCACCGAUAAUUGAUAAGCAGAAAAAGCAGGAGUUAGAGGAAAGCAUAAAAAGAAUUGACAAAAAAAGAGAAAUUUUACCAAAAUCACAAAGUUUGUCACAUAGGGCACCUGUAAUUAGAAGAUCAAAAACUACUAUGAAAAGGCAUAGUAGGAUAAGCUCGGAGAGUGAUAGUAGCAGCUCUCAGUUGAGUAUCAUGCAGGAGUCAUCUUCUUUUAGACCUACUAGACGUAACUAUCUAGAAGACCAAAAGCGGCUUACUACUCGUUUAAAAGAUAGAGCUUAAAGUAGAUAUUAAAAAUUAAAUUAAAAUAGUCUUUAAGAUUUUUUCCUAGGGAAUUAGAGAAAUUGAAGCUAAAGAGCUACUUGAAAACUCUUACAAGUCCUUUGAGUCUCUCGAAAAGCCUACAGACAUCCACAAAUACGCAAAAAACCUCGAAAGAAAAGCCAAGCGCCAUGAAAGUCUUCUAAAAAGCCUUUCGCCUCUAAGCACAAUCGAAGCCGAAGACAACGUUAACUUCAUGAUACUCGAAUCAAUAAAAUCCAAGCUCUCCAUGCUACUAUAA